Molecule: messenger RNA, 1807 nt
Organism: Apaloderma vittatum (bar-tailed trogon)
Lineage: Eukaryota; Metazoa; Chordata; Aves; Trogoniformes; Trogonidae
Gene: GALNT9
Product: polypeptide N-acetylgalactosaminyltransferase 9
Exons: 11
Cellular component (GO): Golgi apparatus
Source: RefSeq, a predicted model, not a curated record
GGCGCCAAGGUGGGCAGCCUGGCGGACAGGGAGUCCAUCCUGCAGCGCCUGGACCACCUGGAGGAAGUGGUCUACAACCAGCUAAACGGUUUGGCAAAGCCCAUGGGAUUAGUUGAAGGUCCAGGAGGCUUGGGCCAGGGGGGAAUGGCUGCUACCCUGAGAGAUGAUAGCCAUGAAUCAGAGACUAAGUAUGAAGAAUAUGGUUACAAUGCCCAACUUAGUGACAGGAUAUCACUGGACAGGUCCAUCCCUGACUACAGACCAAAAAAGUGCAAACAGAUGACCUACCCAGACGACCUGCCCCAGAUCUCGGUGGUCUUUAUAUUUGUAAACGAGGCGCUCUCCGUCAUCCUGCGCUCUGUGCACAGCGUCGUGAAUCACACCCCGUCGCACUUGCUCAAGGAGAUCAUUCUGGUGGAUGACAACAGUGACAAUGUUGAGCUAAAAUUUAAUUUGGACCAGUAUGUCAAUAAAAGAUACCCAGGCCUGGUGAAAAUAGUGCGCAAUAACAAACGAGAAGGACUGAUUCGAGCCAGAAUCCAAGGCUGGAAAGCAGCAACCUCUCCUGUCGUCGGAUUCUUUGAUGCUCACGUUGAAUUCAACAUCGGCUGGGUGGAACCUGCACUUACCCGGAUCAAAGAAGAUCGAAAGCGGAUCAUCUUGCCAGCAAUUGACAAUAUCAAGUACAACACGUUUGAAGUGCAGCAAUACGCCAACGCAGCCCACGGCUAUAACUGGGGUCUCUGGUGCAUGUACAUAAUCCCACCACAGGACUGGCUCGAUAAAGGGGAUGAGUCAGCUCCCAUCAGGACACCAGCCAUGAUUGGAUGCUCAUUCGUUGUGGACCGACAGUAUUUUGGUGAAAUUGGCUUGCUUGACCCUGGUAUGGAGGUCUAUGGAGGAGAAAACAUUGAAUUAGGCAUGAGGGUCUGGCAGUGCGGAGGCAGCAUGGAGGUGUUGCCCUGUUCUCGAGUGGCACAUAUUGAACGCACAAAGAAACCCUACAACAAUGACAUCGAUUACUAUGCAAAGCGCAACGCCCUGCGGGCUGCUGAGGUCUGGAUGGAUGACUUCAAGUCACACGUUUACAUGGCGUGGAACAUCCCCAUGGCAAACCCUGGAGUUGACUUUGGAGAUGUUUCUGAAAGAAUAGCUCUACGACAGCGACUGCAGUGCCGGAGUUUUAAGUGGUACUUGGAGAAUGUCUAUCCUGAAAUGAGGGUUUAUAAUAACACGGUCACUUAUGGAGAGGUGCGUAACAGCAAAGCUAGCGGCUACUGCUUAGAUCAGGGAGCCGAAGAGGAUGACAAAGCAAUCCUUUAUCCGUGCCAUGGAAUGUCCUCUCAGCUUGUCCGCUACAGCUCGGAAGGUGUCCUGCAGCUGGGGCCGCUGGGCUCCACCGCCUUCCUGCCCGACUCCAAAUGCCUCGUCGAUGACGGGAAAGGCAGGACACCGACUCUGAAGAAGUGUGAAGAUGUGCUGAGGCCAGCACAGAGGUUCUGGGAUUUCACACAGAAUGGUCCAAUCAUCAGCAGAGACACUGGCCGUUGUCUAGAAGUGGAAAUGUCAAAGGAUGCAAAUUUUGGGCUCAGAUUAGUCGUACAAAGGUGCUCGGGGCAAAAAUGGAUGAUUAGAAACUGGAUAAAACACGGCCGACAUUGACUACCAGGGCUGAGAAGCUGCUGCUCCUGCUGUUGUCCGUUGCUCGGUGUGCCAUACCUUUCAAGGCAUUUCUGUUAAUGCAAAUUGGUUUGAACAGGACUUGGCUCUCAAGAGUCCUCCAUAGUUGGGCAUUCAAAGGAAAAAA